GAAGUACAAGUGAUGAAGAGUGAGUGUAUAAGACAGUAUGAGCCUCUCAUCCGCUUCUCUUUAUCAUCACACACAAACCAUAUGAGUGUGUGAAGAUUCUGCAGAGAGGUGCAAAGUAAGCAGCAGUCAGUCAGAGUUUGAUCAGCGAUGGGCGGCGGAGGACAGCAGACAGACCGGAUCGCCGAUACCAAUGGGAGGUUCGGCACGUACACCUGGGAGGAGGUGCAGAAACACACUAAGUCUGGAGAUCAGUGGAUCGUGGUGGAAAGGAAGGUUUAUAAUGUGAGCCAGUGGGUGAAGAGACACCCCGGAGGACUGAGGAUCAUCGGACACUAUGCUGGAGAAGAUGCCACGGACGCAUUUAAUGCGUUUCAUCCAAACCUUCAGCUCGUGAGGAAAUACAUGAAGCCGCUGUUAAUUGGGGAGCUUGAGGCGUCUGAGCCCAGUCAAGACCGGCAGAAAAACGGGGCACUUGUGGAGGAUUUCCGAGCCCUUCGUGAGCAUCUGGAGGCUGAGGGGUGUUUCAAAACCCAGCCCCUGUUUUUCAUCCUGCAUCUGGGUCACAUCCUGCUCCUGGAGGCCAUCGCCCUGAUGAUGGUGUGGUACUUUGGAACCGGCUGGAUCAACACGGCCAUCGUUGCCGUUAUACUGGCUACCGCACAGUCGCAGGCUGGAUGGUUGCAGCAUGACUUCGGUCAUCUGUCCGUGUUUAAAAACUCACGAUGGGAUCACUUAUUGCACAAAUUUGUCAUCGGACACCUGAAGGGAGCAUCUGCGAGCUGGUGGAACCAUCGCCACUUCCAGCAUCACGCUAAACCCAACAUUUUAAAAAAGGACCCAGACGUCAACUUGCUCAAUGCGUUUGUAGUGGGAAACGUGCAGCCUGUGGAGUACGGCAUUAAAAAGAUCAAGAAUCUGCCUUGCAACCAUCAGCACAAGUACUUCUUCAUUGGACCUCCGCUGCUCAUUCCGGUGUAUUUCCAGUUCCAGAUCUUUCACAAUAUGAUCGCACAUGGUCUUUGGGUGGACCUUGUGUGGUGUAUAAGUUACUACGUUCGCUACUUCCUGUGUUACACGCAGUUCUACGGUGUGCUUUGGGCGGUGCUUCUGUUUAAUAUCGUGAGGUUCAUGGAGAGUCACUGGUUUGUGUGGGUGACCCAGAUGAGCCACAUCCCCAUGGACAUCGACUACGAGAAACACCAAGACUGGCUUAUCAUGCAGCUGGUUGCAACCUAUAACAUCGAGCAAUCCUACUUCAACGACUGGUUCAGCGGACACCUCAACUUUCAGAUCGAGCACCAUCUCUUUCCCAUGAUGCCUCGGCACAAUUACUGGCACGCCGCUCCACGCGUGCGAGCGUUGUGUGACAAAUACGGAGUCAAGUACCAAGAGAAGAGCUUGUAUGAGGCCUUUGCGGACAUCAUCAGGUCUUUGGAAAAAUCUGGAGAACUCUGGCUGGAUGCGUACCUCAACAAAUAAAACCUCACUUCUGCUUGCAUUAAAAAAUGAAAAGCUGAGCAGAAUCCACCAAUCAGAGCAAGCAUGUCGCAGAAUAGGCGUUAAAAAGUCUCGUAACUAAAAGACCAGUCUAUCAGAUUGUCAAAAUGACACGUAGCACUUCUGUUUUUGGUGUUUGAAGGGUAAUUGUGGCACUUUGAAUGUGUUUUAAAGAGACUGAGAUGUAUGUGUCUCGCUCCUAGGACAUAUCUGAAGGUACAAGAACGUGCUUGAAUGUACCUGGAAGUUGUGUGAUUGCUGGAUUACAAUCGCUGAAUUUUAGAUUUGCAUAGUUGCUAGAUGCAUUGAAUAUUUUGAGGGUAAUUUCUGAGGCACAAUCUUUUUAGUAGUCACUUUAUUUCUGAAAUUUACAAUACAGUGAUUUGGUUUUUAUAAAUAACAUUUGGAGAAACUAGCAGAGGAUAAUACUACUUCCGGUUUAAUAUGACAUUUAAUUUGAUUUCCUACAAUUGUUAUCUGAUUAAACUGAUUAAAUCUCAUCUGUGUGUCUUUUUAAAGUGUCUCUAUUGUGAUUAAACCACAUACUGUAAGAUCAAAGUCUCUAAAUGCGCUUUAUACAAAUAAAAAAAAAGACGUGCAUGAAUCCAGCUGAUAAAUAUACUGUUCUCGCUUCAUUCAUUCGAUAUAAUGAUCAGCAUCGGAACAUGCAUGAUGCGACUGAAUUUAGCACAUUAUUUACAUUUGUUUCUUUCAAAAACCAAUGUCACAGAUCAAACCCCAGAAAACAUUCACUCCGCUCAGACACGGGUGAAUCUCACCUGUCAACAUGUACGAGUCACACUGAACCACUACAAGAAAGAUGUGUAUUUUGCUUAAAUUUA
Sinocyclocheilus anshuiensis is the source of this 2339-nucleotide messenger RNA. Its product is annotated as fatty acid desaturase 2-like. Lineage: Eukaryota; Metazoa; Chordata; Actinopteri; Cypriniformes; Cyprinidae. Gene Ontology annotation, biological process: lipid metabolic process. The record is from RefSeq and is a predicted model, not a curated record. The transcript has 13 exons. Bases 148 to 1479 code for a protein of 443 amino acids. Gene Ontology annotation, cellular component: membrane. Gene Ontology annotation, molecular function: oxidoreductase activity, acting on paired donors, with oxidation of a pair of donors resulting in the reduction of molecular oxygen to two molecules of water.